CCCAAGCAACACCAUCCUUUUCAGAUAAGGGCACUGAGGCUGAGAGAGGAGCUGAAACCCACCCGGGGUCACCACACGCAGGUGGCAAAGCUGGGACCAGAAACCAGGACUGGUGACUGCAGCCCAGUAUUCAUUCUUUCCACAGCCCACAGGGCUGUCAAAGACCCCAGGGCCUGGACAGAGGCUCCUCCUUCCUGGAGAGUUCCUGGCACAGGAGUUGAGGCUCAGCACAGCCCCCUAACCCCCAACUCUCUCUGCAAGGCCUCAGGGGUCAGAACACUGGUGGAGCAGAUCCUUCAGCCUCUGGAUUUUAGGGCCAUGGUAGAGAGGGUGUUGCCCUAAAUUCCAGCCCUGGUCUCAGCCCAAUGCCCUCCGAGAAGAAAUUAGAGGGGCCGUGGCCAGGCUGUGCUGGCCGUUGCUUCUGAGCAGAUUACAAGGAGGGGCCAAGACAAGGACUCCUUUGUGGAGGUCCUGGCUUAGGGAAUCAAGUGAUGGCUCAGCACUCACGUGGGCAGUGCCAGCCUCUAAGAGUGGGCAGGGGCACUGGCCACAGAGUCCCAGGGAGUCCCACCAGCCUAGUGGCCAGACCUUCUGUGGGAUCACCAGACCUGCCUGGAACCCCACCUGACCCAAGCCCACCUGCUGCGGCCCACUGCCUGGCCAUGACCAUCACCUACACAAGCCAAGUGGCUAAUGCCCGCUUAGGCUCCUUCUCCCGCCUGCUGCUGUGCUGGCGAGGCAGCAUCUACAAGCUGCUAUAUGGCGAGUUCUUCAUCUUCCUGCUCUGCUACUACAUCAUCCGCUUUAUUUACAGGCUGGCCCUCACGGAAGAGCAACAGCUGAUGUUUGAGAAACUGACUCUCUAUUGCGACAGCUACAUCCAGCUCAUCCCCAUUUCCUUCGUGCUGGGCUUCUACGUGACGCUGGUCGUGACCCGCUGGUGGAACCAGUACGAGAACCUGCCGUGGCCCGACCGCCUCAUGAGUCUGGUGUCGGGCUUCGUCGAAGGCAAGGACGAGCAAGGCCGGCUGCUGCGGCGCACGCUCAUCCGUUACGCCAACCUGGGCAACGUGCUCAUCCUGCGCAGCGUCAGCACCGCCGUCUACAAGCGCUUCCCCAGCGCCCAGCACCUGGUGCAAGCAGGCUUUAUGACUCCGGCAGAACACAAGCAGUUGGAGAAACUGAGCUUACCACACAACAUGUUCUGGGUGCCCUGGGUGUGGUUUGCCAACCUGUCAAUGAAGGCGUGGCUUGGAGGUCGGAUCCGGGACCCUAUCCUGCUCCAGAGCCUGCUGAACGAGAUGAACACCUUGCGUACUCAGUGUGGACACCUGUAUGCCUACGACUGGAUUAGUAUCCCACUGGUGUAUACACAGGUGGUGACUGUGGCGGUGUACAGCUUCUUCCUGACUUGUCUAGUUGGGCGGCAGUUUCUGAACCCGACCAAGGCCUACCCUGGCCAUGAGCUGGACCUCGUUGUGCCCGUCUUCACGUUCCUGCAGUUCUUCUUCUACGUUGGCUGGCUGAAGGUGGCAGAGCAGCUCAUCAACCCCUUUGGAGAGGAUGAUGAUGAUUUUGAGACCAACUGGAUUGUCGACAGGAAUUUGCAGGUGUCCCUGUUGGCUGUGGAUGAGAUGCACCAGGACCUGCCUCGGAUGGAGCCGGACAUGUACUGGAAUGAGCCCGAGCCACAGCCCCCCUACACAGCUGCUUCUGCCCAGUUCCGUCGAGCCUCCUUUAUGGGCUCCACCUUCAACAUCAGCCUGAACAAAGAGGAGAUGGAGUUCCAGCCCAAUCAAGAGGACGAGGAGGACGCUCACGCUGGCAUCAUUGGCCGCUUCCUAGGGCUGCAGUUCUAUGAUCACCAUCCUCCCAGGUCAAACUCAAGGACCAAACUACUGUGGCCCAAGAGGGAAUCCCUUCUUCACGAGAGCCUGCCCAAAAACCACAAGGCAGCCAAACAGAACGUUAGGGCCCAGGAAGACAAGGCCUGGAAGCUUAAGGCUGUGGACGCCUUCAAGUCUGCCCCACUGUAUCAGAGGCCAGGCUACUACAGUGCCCCACAGACGCCCCUCAGCCCCACUCCCAUGUUCUUCCCCCUAGAACCAUCAGCGCCGUCAAAGCUUCACAGUGUCACAGGCAUAGACAAAGACAAAAGCUUAAAGACUGUGAGUUCUGGGGCCAAGAAAAGUUUUGAAUUGCUCUCAGAGAGCGAUGGGGCCUUGAUGGAGCACCCAGAAGUAUCUCACGUGAGGAGGAAAACCGUGGAGUUUAACCUGACGGAUAUGCCAGAGAGCCCCGAAAAUCAUCUCAAAGAACCUUUGGAACAAUCACCAACCAACAUACACACUACACUCAAAGAUCACGUGGAUCCUUAUUGGGCCUUGGAAAACAGGUCUGUCCUCCAUCUGAACCAGGGGCACUGCAUUGCCCUGUGCCCCACUCCAGCUUCCCUUGCUCUGAGCCUGCCCUUCCUCCACAAUUUCCUAGGGUUCCAUCACUGCCAGAGCAUGCUGGACCUACGCCCAGCACUGGCUUGGGGUAUAUACUUGGCCACCUUCACAGGGAUCCUAGGGAAGUGUUCGGGGCCUUUUCUCACUUCACCCUGGUAUCACCAGGAAGACUUCUUGGGACCAGGUGAAGGAAGAUGAGAUUGUGCUGACCAGAAUGCUGCUGGAGAACUGUACCAGGGCUGACAGGCCAGGCUUAGCUGAGCAGAUGUUAUCACUGGCCCCAACUUACUUUGAGCAAGGGUGGCUGACCCAAAACCAUGGGGUGGCAGUCAGCUGGAUGACAGAUGAACACUUCCUCCAUAACUAUUUAGGGUAGUACCCAAGCACUACAGGAAAAGGUGGCAGGAACUGCCUCACUCCUAGGAACUAGUAGACAGUGAGGUUGAGGGUGUCCAGGGCCCUUAGGUAAUUUUCUCACUGCCUGGGGACCUCACCAAAAUACUUCAUGCUUCCUUGGGGUCAGCCCAAAGCUGUCACAAAAUCAGAUGUUUCCCUUCAUUCCAGAUUUCCUGGGCACUUUCACCCAAUUAGAAACACCCCACUUCAACCCCAAUCAUGUGGGAGGAAGUGUAACUUUCUUUUUCUGGAUUCUCAAGCAGUUACUUUCACGCUCACAACACCCAGCUAUUAUGAUUGAAAACUUAAAAGGGCAACAGUUUCAGUCUUGCUUCUAGGGCUAGACAGGAACCUGGCAAACAUCUGUGGCUUCUUUAGCAAAGGAUGUUAAUAUUUAAGAAUCUUGUCUUGGGCUGGGUGUGGAGGCAAGUGGAUCACGGGAGGUCAGGAGUUUGAGACCAACCUGGCCAACAUGAUGAAACCCCAUCUCUACCAAAAAAAUACAAAAAUCAGCUGGGCGUUGUGGUGUGUGCCUGUAGUCCCAACGCAGGUUGAGGGGAGAAUUGCUUGAAAC
Molecule: messenger RNA, 3423 nt
Organism: Symphalangus syndactylus (siamang)
Lineage: Eukaryota; Metazoa; Chordata; Mammalia; Primates; Hylobatidae
Gene: BEST1
Product: bestrophin 1
Molecular function (GO): chloride channel activity
Source: RefSeq, a predicted model, not a curated record